UUUCCAAAGUUAUCAUGAUGUAUCCCUCAUUGCAUAGAUCAAAGGCAAGAUAACCAGACCAAUGAGGACGGGUGGGAAGAAAUUUUAUCAUGGAGUCUGUGGGGGUCGUGAUUGUUCAGCUGGCUGCAAAUGCUUCCCCGAGAAAGGAGCUCGGGGUCAACCAGGACCAAUCGGGAACCAAGGACCAAUGGGCCUUGAAGGCUUUACUGGGCCAGAGGGCGUGAGAGGAGUGAAAGGAGAGAGGGGCGUAACAGGACCUCCAGGUGCAGCUGGAAUGAAGGGAGACAAGGGCCCAAUGGGGGUUCCUGGAUUUCCUGGAAUUUAUGGAGUUCCGGGACACCCUGGCCAGCCAGGAUCCAGAGGUCUUCCUGGUUUGGAUGGCUGUAAUGGCACCAUUGGGAGUCCUGGUGCUUCUGGAUCAGAUGGAUUCCCUGGUCCACAGGGACCGAAGGGUCAUCUUGGUCCAAAAGGCGCAAAAGGUGAACCUGUUUUUGCCCCAGGAAUUUUUAAAGGAGUGAAGGGAGAAGGAGGUCUUCCUGGACUGGAUGGUGCUAUUGGUCCUAAAGGUUCUCUAGGUCGACCAGGCCCUGCUGGUCCCAUCGGGCUACCUGGAUUUCCGGGACAACCCGGUCUCCCAGGACCCCCAGGUCCUGUAGGCAGUAGUGGUCUAGUUUUCCAGGGAGAAAAAGGAGAAAAAGGAGAUGUGGGACUUCCAGGACCAGCAGGACCUCCAUCUUCCACAGGGACAGAGGAAUUUGUCGGAUUGUCCAAAGGACAGCGAGGAGCAAAGGGAGCUCCUGGCCCCAAAGGAUAUCCCGGCCUACAAGGGGUUCCUGGCCGUCCGGGUUUAUGGGGCUUUGGAGAAAAGGGAGAAAAAGGUGUCCCAGGCUUACCAGGACCCCGGGGAGAUGCAGGAUUGAAGGGGUCUGAUGGAACCCGAGGCAGAAAGGGCGUUCAGGGUGAAUCAGGAUUUCCUGGUUGGGAUGGAUCUCCAGGUGGAAAGGGUGAAUUUGGUGACGUAGGUCCACCAGGUCCAACAAUAAUUGUUGACACAGAAGGUGCCAUCAUAUCAGGUCCCCCUGGAGAACCAGGCACACCAGGAACCCCUGGACUGAGAGGCGAUGAGGGGCCUAUUGGCUCACCAGGAUUUCCUGGCCAGCCAGGGUUUCCUCCAACCAUUCCAGGUUCCCCAGGUGUAACAGGAGUCCCAGGGAUGCCAGGACUUAAAGGGGACCGAGGAGACCGAGGAAGGACCACAGUGGGACCCCCAGGCCCACCUGGGAAAGAUGGAUCUCCAGGGUUACCGGGAGUUCCAGGGUUAUCAGGUGCUUCACAUACAAUACACACAGCAGGUACCAUCUUUAAUGGAGAACCCGGGCUGCCAGGUAUCCCUGGACCAAGAGGGCCUCCAGGAAUCUUUGGUGCAAAAGGAUAUAAAGGGGAUGGUGGUGACUGUGCCUGUGACGGAGGAAUCACAAGAACUGGCUUGCGAGGGGACACAGGCAGCCCCGGUCAGCCUGGAAGACGAGGUGAUGUUGGACCAAAGGGAUCCUUGGGGGAGCCAGGAGAUGGUAUAGUAGGUCCUCCUGGGCCACCGGGUUUCCUAGGUCAACCUGGUCUUCCAGGCAUUAAGGGACAAAAAGGGGAACCAUCUUUAGCCUCAGGCAAAGGACCUCGAGGAGAUCCAGGGAAUGUGGGACUCAGGGGUCCUUCAGGGCAACCUGGAAUUCCUGGUAGGGAUGGUGUGCCAGGUGUCUCAGGUCAACAUGGUCCUCCGGGUGAUGAUGGAUUCGGCUUCCCGGGGGACAGAGGUUUCCCUGGAUCACCUGGCCCACAGGGGAAGCGUGGUGAAAUUGGCCUACCUGGCAUUGGUUUUCCGGGGCCAAGUGGACGUUAUGGACCUACAGGUGACCCAGGGAUCAGUGGCUAUCCAGGACAACCUGGCCCUCCAGGGCUGCCAGGUGAUUGCUGCUGCGGUGAGAAGGUUGGUAAUGGAGACUUAGACGCUCAGGGAGGAACAACUUUGCCCUGCAUAAUCCCCGGAAUUGUUGGUCCACCUGGACUCCCUGGACCUUCAGGAUUUCCAGGUCCCAGGGGUAGCAAAGGAUUCCCUGGUUUUCCAGGGCAGCCAGGUUUAUAUGGCUUAAAAGGAGAACUGGGUACACCUGGAUUGGCUGGACUCCCAGGAAUGCCAGGUUUUCCUGGUCCUCGUGGAGAUCCAGGCCCAAAAGGGCUACAAGGGGUUGACGGGGCAGAUGGGUUGCCUGGCACUGAAGGCUGUCCUGGUUUGCCUGGCCCAAAGGGAUCACCAGGUGACGUGUUUGGAGCUGAACGAGGAUCCCAAGGGGAACCUGGGCUACCUGGCUUACCAGGAGAUAAAGGUUUUCCUGGAGAUUUUGGCCUUCCUGGAUCAGAAGGUUUGGAUGGAAGGUCUGGUCUGCCAGGUAGAAAAGGAGGGCGUGGGGAACCAGGUCUUCCAGGCUUUGAUGGACUGCAAGGACCGCCAGGACCCGGAGGUCCAUUUGGCAUCAAAGGAAAACCAGGUCCGAUGGGAACAGUCGGCUUUCCAGGAUCACCAGGCUGCAAAGGGCUUCCGGGAGCAAAAGGCCCGAGAGGUGAUGCUGGUUCACCAGGUCCCGCCGGCAUGAAAGGGUCCCCAGGUCCUGAUGGUCUACCAGGACCACCUGGAGAAAGAGGAUUGCCUGGACCUUCAGGUCCUUGGGGCCUAGAAGGAACCUCAGGUUUUCCGGGCUCCAAAGGUGAAAAGGGCUCAGUGGGCAUGACUGGUUUCCCUGGAAUGCCAGGCCCACCUGGGCUCCCUGGUGUGAAUGGCCUGAAAGGAACUUCUGGUGCACCAGGAAGAAACGGAAACCCUGGGUUUUCUGGGUUCCCUGGCCUCAAAGGAGACAGAGGUGUUCGUGGUCCUCCUGGUCCUCCCAUUUUCAGGCCCCCAGAUCUGGCCCUCAGAUUCAAAGGGAACAGAGGAGAUCCUGGACUGGCUGGACAGAGAGGAUUUCCAGGGCCAAGAGGGGAGAAAGGAGCUCCAGGUCUCCCCGGGCAGCCCGGGCUUCCAGGAAGAGCUGGGUCACCAGCUAGAGAGAAAGGACUGCCAGGAGACCCAGGUUUUCCAGGAUCUUUUGGUCCUCCUGGGUUAAUGGGGCAGAACGGAUUUGGUGGCAUCUCCGGGUUUCCUGGAAUGCCUGGGGAAAAUGGCGCUGAUGGUUUACCAGGCUCGCCUGGGUCCCCAGGAAUUGCAGGAUUGCGUGGUCCAAAAGGUGACCGAGGGGAAUCACGAGGAGUCCCUGGUGGUGUGGGACCUAAGGGCCAACGAGGGGACAGUGGGCUUCCAGGUAUCAGAGGUGUCCAAGGAACAAAAGGUGACCCAGGAUACCCAGGCGGUUUUGGGCUAAAAGGGCAGAAAGGUAUGCUAGGUAACCCUGGACAAGAAGGACCACGAGGCUUCCCUGGAGCUAGUUUGAGGGGCAACCCAGGUCUUCCCGGUAAUCCUGGGCAACGUGGACCUCCAGGAUUUCCUGGUUCUCCUGGCAUUGCAGGACUAAAAGGAUUCCCAGGAUUGCCAGGACUGACUGGCCUCAAUGGCUUACAGGGCACUAAGGGCUCACCUGGAAAACAAGGCCUGAGUGAAAGUGGACUUCCUGGACCAGCAGGGCUUCCAGGUGUCAAAGGUGAACGAGGUGACCCUGGUUUCCAGGUUGGAGCUCCAGGCCUUCAUGGGCGAAAAGGACCUGCAGGAGAAAUAGGUCUUCCUGGAAGCCCGGGUAACCCCGGUUUGCGAGGCCCCCCUGGCAUCUCUCUACCUUCAACAAUUCCUGGGAGGCCUGGUGAUGCUGGAGAUUCUGGAAAAGAUGGGCCGCCAGGCUUCCAAGGUCCUCCUGGGCCACGAGGACCACCAGGCCCAGCCUUCAAUCAAGGUGAUCGAGGUAAUCCAGGCUUCACCGGUUCUCCUGGUUUCCCAGGCCCCAAAGGUGAUGCAGGCAUCCCUGGACUUAGUGGAGUCCCGGGUGCAUCAGGUUUCAAAGGAUUCAGAGGUGACCCAGGGUUCAUGGGAAUGCCCGGGAAAGAUGGACCUGUGGGUGAUCCAGGUUCCUCUGGUCCAAAAGGUGGAAGAGGCCUUCCAGGUUUCCCUGGGCUGCAAGGAGCUCCAGGUUCAACCCAAAUACCAGAAGAAAUCAAAGUUGCUCCUGGCUUAAUCGGAUUUCCUGGAAUUGAUGGCAUCCCUGGUUUAAAUGGAGAACUUGGCUUCCAGGGGCAAAUUGGACCACAAGGUCCCAAAGGAAAGGCAGGCCCACCGGGCCACGUGGGAAUCACUGGCUUACCAGGCUCUCCUGGGAUGGUAGGAGACCCAGGAAAUACAGGAAAUACAGGGCUACCAGGAUUUGAAGGAGCACCUGGGAAUCCAGGUCCGGCUGGGUUGCCUGGAAUGCCAGGUCGCAGCGUUGGGGUUGGCUAUACCUUGGUGAAACACAGCCAGUCAGAGCAGAUCCCGCCAUGCCCGGUGGGCAUGAACAAACUCUGGGAAGGCUACAGUUUGCUGUAUGUGGAAGGCCAGGAGAAGUCCCACAAUCAAGAUCUGGGUUUUGCUGGGUCCUGCCUGCCUCGUUUCAGUACCAUGCCUUUUAUUUAUUGCAACAUCGACGAAGUGUGCUACUAUGCCAGCCGCAACGAUAAAUCGUAUUGGCUUUCCACCACCGCUCCUAUACCCAUGAUGCCCGUCAGCAGCUAUCAGAUUGCCCAGUACAUCAGUCGCUGCUCGGUGUGCGAAGCGCCUUCCCAAGCUGUCGCUGUCCACAGCCAGGACAUCACCAUCCCGCAAUGCCCCGAAGGCUGGCGCAGUCUCUGGAUUGGGUACUCCUUCCUCAUGCACACGGCGGCCGAAGGGGGCGGCCAGUCCCUUGUCUCCCCUGGAUCUUGUCUGGAGGACUUCCGUGCCACUCCUUUCAUCGAAUGCAAUGGUGCCCGAGGAACGUGCCACUACUUUUCCAACAAGUACAGCUUUUGGCUGACUACGGUGGAGCCGACCCAUCAGUUUGCUGACUUUCCCAUCUCAGAAACGCUGAAAGCGGGACAGCUCCGGACACGGGUGGGACGGUGCCAAGUCUGCAUGAAAAAUUUGUAGCAAAGGCCAGAACGUUUGUUCCUUGUUUCUUUAGGAUCAAGAAAUUAGCAUUUGUGCCCAGCUGGGGAAUUGACAUCUCCCCAAAUCUCCCCAGAGAUUUUUGUCUAUAUCAAAAUACGGUGCUAUCUCUUUCCCGUUUUUUAUCUUCCUGGCUACCUCAGAAAGUCUUACUCUGCCUUCCCAACUGCCACAUUGUCUUGGCUUUGAUGUACUCAACUGAUUUUCGCAAGAUAUGUUGAUCUUGAACAAAGGUCUCUUUUCAAGCCUUUGAUCGUAAGGUCUUCCCAUGUUAAGGAUUUAAGAUACGUCAGGAAUUUCACAAAUGUUUUUGCCUGCAUGUACACACCUCUUCUAAUUAUGUUACUCAUUUAUAUUCUGCCUAUGUUAACUGCUUAUUUUAGGCCUAAAAAAAUAACAUAUUUGGCUGCCUAGAGGUGGUUCUGUUCCUCUGUUACAAGUGGCCUGAUGGGUUCUGAAAGUUCAGGUUCGUGGAGCAGGUGACUAUAUUGAUCAAAGCCUGCCUGGCACACCAUUAAACAGUAAAGUGACGAUAAAAUGAAAUAAAUAAGCCGCUUAGGAAAAGAAAAUAUUGGGAUUUUUCAUCUGUAACAUGAGGAGCAGGCCUACAAGUGUUACAAGAAUGAUAAUUUGACAUAGCAUCAACUUGAAGAAUUUCAUUGCACCUUUUGACAUAGCAUCAACUUGAAGAAUUUUUAUGGUGACGAUGCAGUUUUAUUUUGUCUGCUUGAUUAUCCAGGAAUAUUAAUCUAGCAGUGUUGCUACCCUGUGUAAUGUUUUCAUAGGAAUGUUUCAGAACGAUCUUUCAGCUUGUUAAUGUGCCACAGUAGUGUCAUCUUGUUGCAUCCAGUGUGCAAUUUACAGGCCCCCCUGAACAUGACACAUCUUGGCUCAAAUGCCAGAAUAUUGCUUGAGCAUUUGUCUGGUGAGACAACUCCUUCCUUUCUCUGCUGGGACAUCUGAAUGCCUUCUGGGCACAUUAAUCAUUGUUUCAUGUUGGAUCCAGACUGAGAAACCAACAUCAAGUAAUGGUUGAAAAUUUUAAUUUGUUCCACUCUGAUAACAAUUGUCCCUUGGCUUGGUCACAGCUAUGGUUAAUUAACCGACAGAAGAAUUCUUCAGGUCUGGUGGAGUGAAGAGGAAAGAGAAUGUCCAUUAGAGGUCCAACACUUAGAUGCAGACUUGACCAUGGUGAACUAAGGAACAAUUGAACCUGUUGGGUGAUUUCCCGAAGGAAAUUAUGUUUAAAAACUACUAAGUAGAAAAAGCUGGUGUGCAUCGCCUGCCAAUCUGUGUAACAAUUCUGCUUGCUAAGAAUGCUGAAAAUAGCAAAGACUUAGUUUGUGUCAUCACUUAUCCUGGUAUUCUAGCCAAGAGAAUAUAGAUUAGUAAAGUAGUUAUGUUUUCUAGUUUCUGUCACAACUUAAUUCUACAAUGCUUUGAUUCUUUGUUCACAACUGCAUGGCUGAGUCUUGAUCUACUAUCUGUGUCCUGCUCAGUGCCGUCUGCCCCGUUUAACUUUUUGACUGCCUUGGUUCUAGUGUAUCAUUUGUUUUGCCCUGUUUUCUACAAGCUGUGUUUACAGCCUCAGCCCAUGUACAUUUCCAUCUGGAAGAUGGGUAAAAGCUAUCAACUUUAAGAAUAUCUUCUUAAUUUCUUAAUAAUAUACUAAUAUUCAUGUGUUAUACAAAUGCUCUUGGACUUCAUACAACCAUGAUAACAUUGAUCCGUAAAUAGUCCAAUAUUACAUAUGGUGGCAGAGGACUUUGAAAUUUAUAGAACAGCCAUUACUACUCCAUCACUUGUAAUGGGUGUACAAGCUGGAGCAAGUCACUAGUCCUUGACGAAAAUAGUUUCAAACGCCAUCACUUCUUCUGUCUCUGUGCUGUAAUUGUACAUAAAAUGAGAAAAGUCACCUGUUGAUUAUUCAGUUGCACAUCGCUAGAUUUCAGUUCCACAAUAUUUUUGCCUUAAUUUUUUGAGGUAGCCUUGGAAUUGCUGGUGCUUAAAACAAUUAAUAUACUACUAAAUAGGUUAGUUUUCUGUUAAUGUAACACUGAGUAAAAGUUGGAUGAACUGACUGUUCUGCCAAUACUAUGGAUUUCUUGAUUUUACUUUUACUGGUCUUGCAUUCUGUAAUGCACUGCUGAAAGUAUCUUCAGAGCACUGACUAUAUUUUGACUCUUAUUUUUUUUUCUAAAAAGAGGUAAAACACAGCAUGUCCGUUUUGUGAGAUAUAUUCCAUUCCCCCCUUAUAAUAUGCUUAGUAAACCCCUCCAGUCACAUACUCAAGUUGUAAAGUGAAUUUAUAUUAAACCUGUGGGAUCACAGAAUUGUAGAGUUGGAAGGGACCACGAGGAUCAUACAGUCUAACUUCUUCAAUGGCCAGAAACAUCAAUUAAACCAUCAGCAAGAGUUGGUUGUCCAUCCUCUUAAAAACCUCAGUACUUUUAGGUCUUGGUCAAAGGAGAGGGCAAUUUUCACAAAGAAGGUGCUUGGGUUUAAAUAGAAUUCAAAAUAAAUUUUAGGACGCUUAAAACAGAGAUUGUGCUUAAGAGAGGAGCUCAAGUUCUACAUAACAACUGUAUCAAUUAAGCCAACACUGGGGGGGAAAUAUCAGCAGAUGCCUUUGCUGUUUCUUUGUUAGUUUUUAGAUUUUUCUUUGGCAGUUGCUCCCAGGUAAAACCCUCUCCCUCUCGGGUUGCAUCAAACAGGGGAACAAAAAAGAUUCCCAUAACCAUACUGUAUUCCCCUUUUUUUAAAAAAAAGGAUCAACUAUUUAAAAGCUCAUGAAUAAUGCUUUACUACUGCCAUCAUCUUCUGCCCUCAAUUAUAUUAGUUCCUCCCAAAUAUACAGGUGGAUGUUGACAAUCUUUUUAAGGAAUCAGAAGGCUAAGACACCCCAUACUGCAAAAGAAUUGUGUAAUUCUUGGCAGGUUCCACCUUUUGAAAGUAGUAUUGAAAGUCCAGUAACUUGGUGUGUCACUUGAGGGAUGAUGUAGUUAUGUGAAAUGCUGCUGAGGAUUAUGGCUGUAGUGGUCAAACCACUGCAGAGCACUAGGGGUGAAGAAUAAAUACAGAUUCCACCAAUGAAGCAUUUCAUUCUGCAUAUAACAGUGGUACUAGGUAAUGCAGUUUUUGAAUCUGCCAGCGUGGUGAUGGUUAAUGUUAUUAGCCAUCUAUGUUGCCCCAUGAUGUGGAGCGAUUAUUACCUGUGCAUGACCACAUCAGGGUAAAUAACAAUCAGAAAGCUGAGGCCAACCACUUUUAUUUUGAUAGAUACCAUUCUCUGGUUCUUAAAAAGUUCCAAGUAACCCAGAAAGAUCUAGCACCCAACCUAUUCAGUUAAGAAAUGAGAUCCACAAAUAAAGGGCUCUUGCAAGGGGAAACGUGUAAAUGUUUAAUUUAAAAUAAAUAAGAUACAGUUGAAACAAAAAAAGUGUUUUCUUUUACUCAGAAGCAAGAGGUUUAAUAAUGAUUUGAAGUUAAGGUCAAGGUGAAGGGUCAUCAUAAUUAUAAAGAGACUUCCUGUACCUUCCAAGAACAUGGGAGGCAGUU
Molecule: messenger RNA, 8713 nt
Organism: Python bivittatus (Burmese python)
Lineage: Eukaryota; Metazoa; Chordata; Lepidosauria; Squamata; Pythonidae
Source: RefSeq, a predicted model, not a curated record